This is a messenger RNA of Nothobranchius furzeri (turquoise killifish), 1916 nucleotides long. Lineage: Eukaryota; Metazoa; Chordata; Actinopteri; Cyprinodontiformes; Nothobranchiidae. The record is from RefSeq and is a predicted model, not a curated record.
UUUUAAACACCUUUCGUUGUGGUAAAGCUUUUAAAAUAAGAUUUUACCAGGUGUUUUUAGUCAGUGGAUUGUUUUGGGAACAGUUAUCAACUUUGGGGAUUUUAAAAACACCUUUUGCCCGGUUUUCUUUAACUCGUGAGAGCAGCGCACCACACAGAAGCCGGCUCCUUCGCACACGGGGGAAAACGGCAGCACUGGUUUUUCAAAUUUUGUGUCAGUUUAAGGAAGAAGGAAGAGCUCCUGAAGAACUGAGGCCUCCUUUGAACCAGAAGGACAUGGAGCCCCUCAACAUGAAGCAGGAAGAGGAGGAGCAGCUUGAUGAGAUUAAAACUGAUGCCACCAACAUUUCAUUCUCUGCAGUUUCUCAUCAGGUUAAGGAAGAAGGAAGAGAAGUUUUGUUGUCACAGUUUGAUCAGAACCAACCUAAAGACAGAGAUCUUCCAACCAGCAGCACCACUGACCAGAUGAAAACAGAAAUUGGUAGAGAGAUCUGUGGAGGAGCAGUAACUACCAGGAAUCCAGAUCUAAAUCUUUAUGAAUAUGAUUCUAACUCUUCAGAGACGGAAGUCAGCAAUGAUGAAGAGGAUGACCAGUAUGGCAACAAUUCUGACUGUCAACUGAAAGUCUUGUCAGAUUAUGAGCCAAACACCAAAGAUCAUAUCAAAGACUGGAAGGAGAGCAGGUCUUCUAAAUCACAUGUUAAGGCUGUCAAAUCUUUCAGCUGCCCAGAGUGUGGUGAACAGUUUCUCCAUGAGCGGUCUCUCCAGAAACACAUGAGAGUGACAAGUCAUUCAGGACUGAAGUCUUCAAGCUGUUGUGUUGAUAAGAAACGUGUUAGAGUGAAGCAAAAUGUAGCCUCUAGCAGGAAAGUUCAGACAAAACUAAAAUCAUUUAGUUGUGACGACUGUGGAAAAAGUUUCCGCUCCAUAUCACAUUUAAACAUUCACAUGAGAGUUCACACAGGACAGAAGCCUUUUGCUUGCGAGAUAUGUGGACAGAAAUUUAACCAAAAGGGAAUUUUAGACAGCCACAUGAGAGUCCAUACAGGACAGAGGCCUUUUGCUUGUGAACUCUGUGGACAAAGAUUUACCCGAAAGGACCAUUUAGACACUCACAUGAGAGUCCACACAGGACAGAAGCCUUUUGCUUGUGAGCUCUGUGGACAAAGAUUUACCCGAAAGGGAACUUUAGACAGACACAUGAGUGUCCAUACAGGACAGAGGCCUUUUGCUUGUGAGCUCUGUGGACAAAUAUUUACCCAAAAGGGAACUUUAGACAGACACAUGAGUGUCCAUACAGGACAGAGGCCUUUUGCUUGUGAGCUCUGUGGACAAAGAUUUACCCGAAAGGACCAUUUAGACACUCACAUGAGAGUACACACAGGAGAGAAACCUUUUGCUUGUGAGCUGUGUGAAAAAAGAUUUAGUGAUAGGUCAUGUUUAAACAGUCACAUGAGAGUCCACACAGGACAGAAGCAUUUUGCUUGUGAGCUCUGCGGACAAAGAUUUAGUGAAAAGUCAAAUUUAAACAAACACAUGAGAGUCCACACUGGACAGAAACGUUUUGCUUGUGAGCUUUGUGAAAAAAAGUUUAGUCAAAAGACGCAUUUUAACAGUCACAUGAGAGUUCACACAGGACAGAAGCCUUUUGCUUGUGAGCUAUGUGAAAAAGAUUUAGUGAGAAGACAAGUUUAAACAGACACAUGAAAGUCCACACAGGACAGAAUUAAUGAACAUAAAUAAAAUAUAAAUUUUGGGACUAGUAAGGGUGUUGAAUGAAAUGUGCUACUGAUCUGAAAGCUCUUUUAACUAAAAUGAAAGGCAGCAGUUUUAUUGUUUUGUUUUUGGAGAAGAAAAGGUUGAAAAUGAAAUGUUUGUUUGCCUCUAAAUUGUUUUAUUAAAUCUCUUUGUUCACUA